AUGGAGCUACUCACCGGCGGCGUCAGCGUGGUCCAACUCGGCGGCGGUAGCUCCUCCUCGGCAUCGGCGCGGUCCAACUCGGCGGCGGCGGCUCCUCCUCGACGUCGGCGUGGUCCAACUCUGCGGCGGCGGCUCCUCCUCACCGUCGGCGCGGUCCUCCUCGGUGGGGGGAUGAGGUGCGGGGUGGCGGCACCUCGUCGGGGCAGCGGCAUCGUGCGGUGGCCCUCCUCGUCGGAGGCGGCGGACGGAGGGAGAGCGCAGGCGGCGGCGGCAAGGGAGAGCGCGGGCGGCGGACGGAGGGACAACUUGACGACACAGUUGAAACUGUCACUGAUAGUGGUGUUCGAAGCAGCUGGCACUGUUGCGCGGCUCAUGGAGGAGGAGCGCGGGCGGAUCCACGAGAUCUGCGCGUGCCUCCACGAGGGAGAGCGGGAGCAGCACCUCCACGAGAUCGUCCUGCAAAAUGGAUAUCCUAAUGCAUACGACAUCAUGCUUUCCAAUAUGAUGGCUCUAUUCGAUCGUGUUCUGUUGGAUGUGCAGAAUCCAUUUACCUUUCCACCUUAUCACACAGCUGUCAGAGAACCAUUCGACUACUACAUGUUUGGUCAGAACUACAUUAGGCCACUGAUAGAUUUUAGGUAA
Molecule: messenger RNA, 642 nt
Organism: Phragmites australis (common reed)
Lineage: Eukaryota; Viridiplantae; Streptophyta; Magnoliopsida; Poales; Poaceae
Product: glycerol-3-phosphate acyltransferase, chloroplastic-like
Exons: 4
Coding region: 1-642 (213 amino acids)
Biological process (GO): glycerophospholipid metabolic process
Molecular function (GO): glycerol-3-phosphate O-acyltransferase activity
Source: RefSeq, a predicted model, not a curated record